Molecule: messenger RNA, 1551 nt
Organism: Arthroderma uncinatum
Lineage: Eukaryota; Fungi; Ascomycota; Eurotiomycetes; Onygenales; Arthrodermataceae
Product: pyruvate kinase
Exons: 8
Coding region: 1-1551 (516 amino acids)
Biological process (GO): glycolytic process
Cellular component (GO): cytoplasm
Molecular function (GO): potassium ion binding; pyruvate kinase activity; magnesium ion binding
Source: RefSeq, a predicted model, not a curated record
AUGAAGCUGGAGUGGCAUUCCCAGCUUGAUAUAGAGUAUCAGCCUACUAACAACUAUCGUCGCACUUCCAUCAUUGGCACUAUUGGCCCAAAGACAAACUCCGUUGAGAAGAUCAAUAUCCUCCGCAAAGCUGGUCUCAAUGUUGUUCGCAUGAACUUCUCCCAUGGCUCUCAUGAGUACCACAAAUCCGUCAUUGACAACUCUAGAGAAGCCGAGCGCAUCCAGUCCGGUCGUCCCCUCGCAAUUGCUCUCGACACUAAAGGACCAGAGAUCCGUACCGGAAACACUCCCGGAGACAAGGAUAUUCCCAUCAAGGAGGGAACGGAGUUAAACAUUACAACCGAUGAUAAAUAUGCCACUUGCAGUGAUGACAAGAACAUGUAUGUCGACUACAAGAACAUCACCAAAGUCAUCUCAAAGGGCAAGUUGGUAUACGUAGACGAUGGCGUUCUCUCAUUCGAAGUCCUCAAUGUGGUUGAUGAAAAGACCCUGCACGUCAAGUGCCUGAACAAUGGAAACAUCUCAUCCAAGAAAGGCGUAAACUUGCCCGGAACCGAUGUCGAUCUCCCAGCACUGUCUGAAAAGGAUAAGGAUGACCUACAGUUCGGCGUCAAGAACGGUGUCGACAUGAUCUUUGCUUCCUUCAUCCGUCACGGAAGUGACAUCAAGCACAUCCGCGAGGUCCUGGGCGAGGCAGGAAAGGAGAUCCAGAUCAUCGCCAAGAUCGAAAACCAGCAAGGAAUGAACAACUUUGACGAGAUUCUGAAGGAAACGGACGGUGUCAUGGUUGCUCGUGGUGAUCUUGGUAUCGAGAUCCCCGCCGCAAAGGUAUUCAUUGCUCAGAAGAUGAUGAUCGCCAAGUGCAACAUCAAGGGUAAGCCGGUCAUCUGCGCUACCCAGAUGUUGGAGUCUAUGACCUAUAACCCACGCCCAACUCGUGCUGAGAUAUCUGAUGUUGCCAACGCCGUGCUUGACGGUGCCGACUGUGUGAUGCUGUCUGGCGAAACUGCCAAGGGCAACUAUCCCAGAGAGGCCGUGGUGAUGAUGCACGAGACUUGUCUUCUCGCUGAAAUCACCAUCCCAUACGUUAGCGUCUUUGAUGAACUGCGUAACUUGGCUCCCAGGCCAACCGACACCGUCGAGUCCAUUGCUAUGGCGGCCGUUUCUGCCAGUUUGGAAUUGAACGCCGGCGCCAUCUUGGUCCUCACCACCUCCGGCAACACUGCUCGUCUCCUCUCCAAGUACCGCCCUGUCUGCCCCAUCAUCAUGGUUACUCGCAACCCCAGAGCUGCGCGAUACUCCCAUCUAUACCGUGGUGUAUACCCCUUCAUCUUCCCCGAAGCCAAACCCGACUACAAGGUCGAGGACUGGCAGGAAAACGUCGACUACCGCCUGAAAUGGGGUAUUUCCCAGGCCAUCGAGCUCAACAUCAUCGCCAAGGGCACCUCCGUUGUCUGCGUUCAAGGAUGGCGUGGUGGCAAGGGACACACGAACACCAUCCGUGUUGUUCCUGCUGAGCCAAACCACCUAGGCCUUGCUUUGGAUGAGUAA